UUCUGCACACCUGCAUCCAAUUACGCUGCGAGCGUCUUAUCAAUCUUAACUACGCCGUCUCAUCAGCGCUUCUGCACUUUAAAUGUCUCUGUUGGGAACUUCCUGCUGAACCGAUGGGGCAGAGCCAAAUUACACACUCGCUCGCAGAGAAAAAAAGAGAACUCAUGUUUUUUGUCAACUUCCCGUCUGCAAAGCAGUAUUUCAGUCAGUUCCAAGACAUGGAGGACCCUGAGGAGAUGGAGCAGAGCAGCCAGCUGCGGCAGCAUGCCUGCAGGGUGAUGAACGCGAUCAACACUGUGGUGGAGAACCUCAACGACCCAGAGAAGGUUUCCUCGGUGCUGGCGCUGGUGGGAAAAGCCCACGCCAUCAAACACAAAGUGGAACCCAUAUACUUUAAGAUCCUGAGCGGAGUGAUCCUGGAGGUGCUGUCUGAAGACUUCCCAGACUUCUUCACAGCGGAGGUGCAGUUGGUGUGGACCAAACUGAUGGGGGCGCUGUACUGGCACGUGACGGGGGCCUACACCGACGUGGGCUGGCUCCAGGUCUCCAGCUCGGCAGUGUGAGAAAUCAGGAAGAUGGUGGAAGUUUUUGUUGGAGAAAUAAGUAGCUGCAUGUGUGAAAGAUUGGGAGUUUGGUUUCACAGACGUGGAUCAGAUUAACGCAGUAAUCCGUGCAACAUUCUUCCACACUUUGGUUGCGUUUUGGUGCUGAGCUUUUGUUGCUACGCUGCAGAGAUCAGCUGGACACCAAGCGAUGUAACUAGACAUCACCUUAGCUUAUGUAAGUGGUGUUUUGGUACAUGCGUCUUAGCGGGAGGAAAAAAGGCUGUUGUUUUUAGUACCUACCAUCCAGUUCUUCUUCAGGUAACUCCUGUUGCUUCGGAUCAUAGAAACCAUGACUCUGUGUGUAGCAUGAGUGCUUUCUUAUUAACGAACUGCCACGUGUUUAGGCACGCAACUCUGAAAGCUUUCCGAUUUCACUUAUUUCUGUGGUGGUCAGUCUUAGCUGUAUCUCAAGGUCUGUUAAGCUUUAGAUGAGAACACAUGUAGUUAAACAUGAAAACAGAUGUACAAACUCUUGUCUUUUCAAAUAUUGGUUCAGAUAUUUUAUUUUCUGGGAGACUUAUCUUCUCAAAGAAGGUUAUAAUUAAACGGUAAGAGUAUCUGAUGAGAUUUUGGCAUUGUGAGAUGAAUGAUUUUAUAUGUUACAGUUCAAUCCUGUUUUUUGGUGACGUAACCUUCUACAAAACUUGAUGUCUUGUUCUUUCUUCUUGGUAGCAACACAAUGGGGUUGAAGUGGAGUAGAUUUAAUCAAUGUUCUAUUAACGCACACAUCAAGGUAAACCCACGCAUUUUCUGUACUAAUCUAGGCAACAAUUGGAGUUUUCUCUUUGAAUUUACCGUCUUAUCUAAUAUAAGGUGUAAUGCAUGUAGCAGCUGUAAAGAGCGGCUUCCCAUGCACACAGUUUUACUGCAACAAGUUUUUUUUCCCACCAACUUUAUAACAUUUAUAUUCAGUCCAACACAGAGUUGGUGUCUUUUUUAAACAGAUAUGUUUCUCCUCCUCAGAUUUUGUAAAAUAAAUCUGUGUAGCCUGUUGGAUUCCAAUCAGAAACGCUGUAAUACACAUGAUUCACCAGCAGGUGGCACUGACACAACUACACAAAUUCUAAGAGAAAACAUACUAAGCAUGGCUAAAGCAUUGCUAGGCUAAAAACAUCACUUAAGUUUCUUUGAAACAAUAAUUUUACAUUUAAAAUUUAAUGGAAAAAUGUUAGAAUAACCAAUUUUU
Poecilia reticulata (guppy) is the source of this 1791-nucleotide messenger RNA. Lineage: Eukaryota; Metazoa; Chordata; Actinopteri; Cyprinodontiformes; Poeciliidae. The record is from RefSeq and is a predicted model, not a curated record.